CAAAAAUGUAAAAGCAUUUGGCAAGUCAGUUAUCGCUGAGAUUUUUAAGGAAAGACACACGAUGAGUUUCUAUUAUCACCUAAAGUUAAAAGAUUUCCUUACUGCUAUUGAUCUGCAACUUCUUCUCUACAUUCUUGCAGUAGCAGAAUCACUACUUUAUGGAUUAGUAAUCAUCACAUAUAUUGGUGCAUUAAUAGCUUUUAGGAAGGCUGAAGUGAAUUAUAAUGAUGAUGAAUUUGAAACAUCAAAACUUUUAGAAGUGGAAGCGAUGGUUCAAAUAUUUGGAAUUGCAAUGUUUUUCAUUGUAUCUGUCGUGAUGGUUGGUGGUGUGAAAGAGAAUGACCACAACAAGCUUCUUCCUUACCUCCUUCUUUGCAUUACACAAAUCAUCGCCGUAAUUAUCUAUUCAAUUUUUAUUUGCCCUUCGUGGUUUUAUGUCAUCUUUGUUACUCUUAAACUGACAAUGUUUAUGUUAACCUAUACACUAUAUCGUCGACUGGUAAAUGAGGUAGAGGAGAGAAAAUGUUUCCUAGACUAUGAUGAAAAAAUACUGAUUGAAUGAGACGAGGUUUAUGGUGAGAUUUAAAGUGCUCACCAAAGAAAUAAUCUUAAAUCAUCACAUAGGAAAAAAUCAAAAAAAUAUUCUUCUUCGUCAAUUAAAAACGUCAACUAUAAAGAACAUUAAUGUAG
Messenger RNA from Chironomus riparius, 690 nucleotides. The record is from the annotation of a GenBank genome assembly. NCBI's taxonomy places the organism in Eukaryota, Metazoa, Arthropoda, Insecta, Diptera, Chironomidae.